AUGGUUUCUCAUCCUAUUACCCCUCCAAUGGAAUCCACAGGUGAUCUCAUGAUGACCUUGGAAACCCAUGACGGUGUCGCCUUACAAGGUUAUUCCUUUGGUGCUCCUGUUCCUGCUUCCGGUGAAGUUGUCUUCCAAACCGGUAUGGUUGGUUAUCCUGAAUCAAUCACUGAUCCUUCUUAUGAAGGUCAAAUUUUGGUCAUCACGUACCCUUUGGUUGGUAAUUAUGGUGUCCCCGAUUUGAGCUUGUUGGAUGAUGAUUAUUCUCCAGCAUUGCCCAAAUACUUUGAAUCCAACAGAAUUCACAUUGCUGGUUUGGUAGUUGCCCACUACACUGAAGAAUACUCUCACUACUUGGCUAAGUCUUCUUUGGGUCAAUGGUUAAAGAAGGAAGGUAUUCCUGCUAUCUACGGUGUUGAUACCAGAGCUUUAACCAAGAGAUUAAGAGAGAAGGGUUCCACGUUGGGUAGAUUGGCUUUGCAAAAGAACACUCUUUCCUCCUCUGAAAUCAUCACCAAGGGUGAAAACUGGACUCCUUACUUUGAUAUGCCAGAAUGGGAUGAUCCUAACGUCAAGAACUUGGUGGCAAAGGUUUCUACUUCCAAGCCAGUUUUGUACAAGCCUAAUGGUAACCUCAAAUUGGGUAAGAACGGUAAACCACUUAGAAUUGUUGCUGUUGAUGUUGGUAUGAAAUACAACCAAAUCAGAUGUUUUGUUAGACGUGGUGUCGAAUUGAAGGUUGUCCCAUGGGAUUAUGAUUUCGCCUCUGAAGAAUAUGAUGGUUUGUUCAUCUCCAACGGUCCCGGUGAUCCAUCUGUUAUGACUGAGACUGUCUCCAGAUUGUCUAAGGUUAUUGCCGAAGCCAAGACUCCUGUUUUCGGUAUUUGUUUGGGUCACCAAUUGAUGGCUAGAGCUACUGGUGCUCAAACCAUGAAGUUGAAGUUUGGUAACAGAGGCCAUAACAUUCCUUGUACUUCCACUAUUUCGGGUAGAUGUUACAUCACAUCCCAAAACCAUGGUUAUGCUGUUGAUAUCGACACCUUGACUGAUGGCUGGAAACCUUUGUUUGUCAAUGCUAAUGACAACUCUAACGAAGGUAUCUACCACACUUCCAAACCAUUGUUUUCUGUACAAUUCCACCCUGAGUCUACUCCUGGUCCAAGAGACACUGAAUUCCUUUUCGAUGUUUUCAUCAAUGCUGUUGCAGACUUCAACAAGUACGGUAUCCAUAAACCAAUCUCCUUCCCUGGUGGAUUGGUUGCUGAUAAUUUGGCUGCCCAUCCAAGAGUCGACGUUAAGAAGGUUUUGGUUUUGGGUUCCGGUGGGUUGUCUAUUGGUCAAGCUGGUGAGUUUGAUUACUCUGGUUCUCAAGCUAUCAAGGCUUUACAAGAAGAAGGUAUCUACACCAUUUUGAUCAACCCAAACAUUGCUACGAUUCAAACUUCCAAGGGUUUGGCUGAUAAGGUUUAUUUUUUGCCUGUCAACCCUGAUUUCGUCAGAAAGGUUAUCGAAUUCGAACGUCCGGAUGGUAUUUACUGUACUUUUGGUGGUCAAACUGCCUUGAGUGUUGGUAUUGCCUUGAAGGAUGAAUUUGAAAACUUGGGAGUCAAGGUCUUGGGUACUCCUAUCGAAACCGUUAUUACCACUGAAGAUAGAGAACUCUUCGCCAAUGCCAUGCUGGAAAUUAAUGAAAAGUGUGCUCAAUCUGAAGCCGUCAACAAUGUCGAAGAAGCUAUUACUGCUGCUAAUAACAUUGGUUACCCAUUGAUUAUCAGAGCUGCUUAUGCCUUGGGUGGUUUGGGUUCCGGAUUUGCUGAUAACGAAGAGGAAUUGGUUGCCUUGUGUAACAAGGCCUUUGCUACUUCUCCACAAGUGUUGGUUGAAAGGUCAAUGAAGGGUUGGAAGGAAGUUGAAUAUGAAGUUGUUCGUGAUGCCUUUGACAACUGUAUUACUGUUUGUAACAUGGAGAACUUUGAUCCAUUAGGUAUCCACACUGGUGAUUCCAUUGUUGUUGCUCCCUCUCAAACUUUGUCUGAUGAAGAUUACAACAUGUUGAGAACCACUGCUGUUAAUGUGAUCAGACAUUUGGGUGUUGUUGGUGAAUGUAACAUUCAAUAUGCCUUGAACCCAUUUUCCAAGGAAUAUUGUAUCAUUGAAGUUAAUGCCAGAUUAUCCCGUUCAUCUGCUUUGGCUUCUAAGGCUACUGGUUAUCCAUUAGCUUACACUGCCGCUAAGUUGGGUUUAAACAUUCCAUUAAAUGUAAUCAGAAACUCAGUCACCAAAUCUACUUCUGCUUGUUUCGAACCAUCAUUGGAUUACUGUGUGGUCAAGAUUCCAAGAUGGGAUUUGAAGAAGUUUACUCGUGUUUCCUCCCUUUUAUCAUCUUCCAUGAAGUCUGUUGGUGAAGUCAUGGCUAUUGGUAGAACUUUUGAAGAAGCCAUUCAAAAGGCUAUUAGAUCUACAGACUAUCAAAACUUAGGUUUCGGUGACACCCCAGCUUUGAUGAACAUUGACAGUGAAUUGCAAACUCCUUCCGAUCAACGUUUGUUUGCCAUAGCCAACGCUAUGGCUGAAGGUUACACUGUUGAUAAGAUUUGGAAGUUGACUAACAUUGACAAAUGGUUCUUGAACAAGUUGAUGGACAUCAUCAAGUUUGGUCAAUACGUUUCAUCAUUUGUUGAAAAGGAAAAGUUACCCACUACUGUUUUGAGACAAGCUAAACAAUUGGGCUUUGAUGAUAGACAAAUUGCCAAGUUUUUGAACUCCAAUGAAGUUGCCAUUAGAAGAUUAAGAAAGGAAAGAGGUGUGAUUCCAUUUGUUAAGCAAAUUGAUACUGUUGCUGCCGAGUUCCCUGCCUUCACCAACUACUUGUACUUGACUUAUAAUGCUGAUUCUUCAGAUGUUCACUUCAACGAUCACGGUAUCAUUGUCUUGGGUUCAGGUGUUUACAGAAUUGGUUCCUCUGUUGAAUUCGAUUGGUGUGCAGUUAGAGCCAUUAGAACCUUGAGAGAAAAUGGCUUGAAGACCAUUAUGAUCAAUUAUAACCCAGAAACCGUGUCCACUGAUUACGAUGAAGCUGACAGAUUGUACUUUGAAACCAUCAACUUGGAAAGAGUUUUAGAUAUUUACGAAUUGGAGCAAUCUAACGGUGUUAUCAUUUCUAUGGGUGGUCAAACUUCAAACAAUAUUGCCUUGACUUUACACCGUCAAAAUGUUAAGAUUAUGGGUACUUCUCCAGAAAUGAUUGACUCUGCUGAAAACAGAUACAAGUUCUCCAGAAUGUUGGAUAAGAUUGGUGUUGAUCAACCAGCUUGGAAGGAAUUGUCAUCCAUCAAGGAUGCUGAAGAGUUUGCUGAAAGAGUUUCAUACCCAGUUUUGGUUCGUCCUUCUUAUGUUUUAUCUGGUGCUGCUAUGAACACUGUCUACUCUAGAGAUGACUUGGCUUCUUACUUAUCCCAAGCUGUUGAAGUUUCUCCUGACUACCCAGUUGUUAUUACCAAGUACAUUGAAAAUGCUAAGGAAAUUGAAAUGGAUGCCGUUGCUAAGGAUGGUGAAAUGAUUAUGCACGUUGUCUCUGAACACGUUGAAAACGCUGGUGUUCAUUCUGGUGAUGCCACUUUGAUUGUUCCUCCUCAAGAUUUAGAUCCUCAAACUGUUAAGAGAAUCGUUGAAGCUACUGCUAAAAUCGGUAAGGCUUUGGAUAUUACGGGUCCUUACAACAUUCAAUUCAUUGCAAAGGAUAACGACAUCAAGGUUAUUGAAUGUAACGUCAGGGCCUCUAGAUCUUUCCCCUUUAUCUCUAAGGUUGUGGGUACUGAUUUGAUUGAAAUGGCCACCAAGGCUAUCAUGGACUUGCCCUUCACUCCUUACCCUGGUGAGAAAUUGCCUGAAGAAUAUUGUGCUGUUAAGGUUCCUCAAUUCUCCUUUUCUCGUUUGGCUGGUGCUGAUCCUGUUUUGGGUGUUGAAAUGGCUUCUACUGGUGAAGUUGCUACUUUUGGUAGAAACAAAUAUGAAGCUUAUUUGAAGUCUUUGAUUUCUACGGGGUUCAAAUUACCCAAGAAGAAUAUUUUAUUUUCUAUUGGUUCUUAUAAGGAAAAGCUUGAAUUGUUGCCUUCUAUUGCCAAGUUAUCUGAAAUGGGCUACAAGAUUUUUGCUACUGCUGGUACUGCUGAUUUUAUUAAAGAACACAACAUCCCAGUGCAUUACUUGGAAGUGUUGAGUAAGGAAGAAGACCAAAAAUCAGAAUACUCCUUGACUCAACAUUUGGCUAACAACUUGAUUGAUUUGUAUGUCAACUUGCCCUCCUCCAACCGAUUCCGUCGUCCUGCCUCUUUUAUGUCUAAGGGUUACCAAUCUCGUCGUAUGGCUGUGGAUUAUUCUAUUCCUUUGGUUACCAACGUUAAGUGUGCUAAGUUAUUGGUUGAAGCAAUUGCUAGACACAUCCCCUUGGAAGUGUCUAACAGAGAUGCUCAAACUUCUCAUGUCACAGCUACUUUACCUGGUUUGAUCAGUAUUGGUACUUUUGUCCCAACUCACAAUGACUUUGAAGCAAUCUCUAAGGAGGCUUUAACGUCCGGGUUCACUUUCAACUCAUUCUUACCUCAAACUACUGAUGGUUCUCGUAUUGUUGAUUUCAAUAGUUUAGUCAAUGUCAUUGAAUCUGCCGAACCAGACGCUUUUACUGAUUUCUCCUUUGCUAUUGCUGCUAACGAAACCAACGCUGAAGCUGUUGCUGAUGCUUCAGUUAAAGCUGCUGCCUUGUAUAUUCCAUUCAAUGAUUUUGCCAACUCCAAGGUGGGUGCCAUUUCUACUCAUUUCACUCACUGGCCGGUUCAAAAGCCAAUCAUCACUGAUGCUAAGGCUACUGAUUUGGCAUCCAUUUUGUUGCUUGCAUCUUUGCACAACAGAUCCAUUCACAUCACCGGAGUUUCUUCCAAGGAAGAUUUGGACUUGAUUUGUUUGGCUAAGGACAAGAACUUGUCAGUAACAUGCGAUGUUUCCAUUUACUCCUUGUUCUUAUCAAGAGAUGAAUUGAACUACUCCUUCUUACCCACCAAAAAUGACCAAAAUGCCUUAUGGGAAGGUUUAAAGUCUAUUGAUGCCUUCUCUAUUGGUGUUAUCCCCAGUUUGAUUGCUAAGGCUACCGGUAAACCCGUUACUCCUGGUUUGGGUCUUGCUGACACUAUUCCAUUGUUGAUUAGUGCUGUUAAGAGCGGUAAGCUUACUGUUGAAGACAUUGUUGAACGUUUCCACAAUGCUCCUUCUAAGAUCUUCAACAUUCCAACUCAAGAUGCUGAAGUUGAGAUUGAUUUAGAUAGAAGUAUUGCAUCUACUCCAGCCUUCAUCUCUGACUUGUUUGCCAACAAGUCCUUGACUGGUUCCGUUGAAAGAGUUUCUGUUAACGAUAAGACCGUUUCUUUGAAUGGUAAGAUCACUACUCAAACUGCCAUUGGUAAGCACGGUGUUGAAGCCAGAGACCGUUUUGGAUCUCUUUCAGCUGCUGGCUCCAGUUCUCCAGCUGUUAUCAAAAAGACUAGAUUCUCCUUCUCUGAAGGCCGUCGUCCUUCUUUACUCAAGGACGCUGAACCUGAACCAGCUGAAUUUGAAAAGUUGGGUUCUGAGUUGGUUUCUCAACAACCUCCUAGAGAAUUGGGUGAAAUCAAUGCAUUGGUCGACUACAUCAGACACCAUAACCGUUUCUUAAGAAACUCUAUUUUGAGUGUUAAGCAAAUCUCCCGAAAUGACUUACACUCUUUGUUCACUGUUGCUCAAGAAAUGAGAUUGGCUGUUGAAAGACAAGGAGUCUUGGACAUCUUGAAGGGUAGAGUUCUUACUACUUUGUUCUACGAACCAUCUACCAGAACAUCUUCUUCCUUUGACACUGCUAUGCAAAGAUUGGGUGGUAGAGUUGUCAACGUUGACAGUCUUUCAUCUUCUGUCAAGAAGGGUGAAACCUUACAAGACACUAUUAGAUCAUUGGCUUGUUACUCCGAUGCCAUUGUCUUAAGACAUCCAUCUGAAGAAUCUGCUGAUAUUGCUACCAAGUAUUCACCUGUUCCUAUUAUUAAUGGAGGUAAUGGUUCUAAGGAACACCCUACCCAGGCUCUUUUAGAUUUGUUCACUAUUAGAGAAGAAUUGGGUACUGUGAACGGUAUUGUGGUCACCUUUAUGGGUGACUUGAAGUACGGUAGACCAGUUCACUCCUUGUGUCAAUUAUUCAGACAUUACCAAGUGAGAAUUCAAUUGGUUAGUCCUAAGGAAUUAUCUUUGCCUGCUAGUAUUAAGCAAGAAUUGACUAACUCCGGUAUGUUGAUUGCGGAAUCUGAAGAAUUGACACCUGAUUUAAUUGCCAAAUCAGAUGUGUUGUACUGUACCAGAGUUCAAGAAGAGAGAUUCACUGAUAAACAACAGUACUUGAGAUUAAAGGACACUUAUAUUGUUGAUAACAAGAUCUUGUCUUAUGCCAAGCAACACAUGUGUGUCAUGCACCCAUUACCUAGAUUAAACGAAAUUAGAGAGGAAGUUGACUUUGAUCAAAGAGCUGCUUACUUUAGACAAAUGAGGUACGGUUUGUUUGUUAGAAUGGCUUUAUUGGCUAUGGUUAUCGGUGUUGACUUUUAA
Lizanozyma spartinae is the source of this 6621-nucleotide messenger RNA. RefSeq names its product bifunctional carbamoylphosphate synthetase/aspartate transcarbamylase (gene URA2). Gene Ontology annotation, cellular component: cytoplasm; cytosol. Gene Ontology annotation, molecular function: metal ion binding; aspartate carbamoyltransferase activity; ATP binding. The record is from RefSeq and is a predicted model, not a curated record. Lineage: Eukaryota; Fungi; Ascomycota; Pichiomycetes; Serinales; Debaryomycetaceae. The coding region runs from base 1 to 6621 and encodes 2206 amino acids. Gene Ontology annotation, biological process: L-citrulline biosynthetic process; L-glutamine metabolic process; 'de novo' pyrimidine nucleobase biosynthetic process. The transcript has a single exon.